Messenger RNA from Musa acuminata AAA Group (dessert banana), 2236 nucleotides. RefSeq lists its product as uncharacterized. Bases 500 to 1960 code for a protein of 486 amino acids. The record is from RefSeq and is a predicted model, not a curated record. The transcript is spliced from 5 exons. NCBI's taxonomy places the organism in Eukaryota, Viridiplantae, Streptophyta, Magnoliopsida, Zingiberales, Musaceae.
UUAAAAGUCGAAUCUUUUCGUGCGGGCUUCGGGGUCUUCAGUCUGGGAGUGUGGCUGCCAGUUGGUGCCGACAACAAGGAAGUUGCGGGGUGCGUCUCUUCGUUGCGGUUGUAGAUCUGAGCGAAUGGGAGCGUAAAAGUCCGUUCUUUUAGCGGGUUCCGGUCGCUAUCGUGGGUGUUGGUCCUGCCUGUUUCGUUUUCUCUUGGUGGAUUCGAAUGUGCUUUUGUCGCUUGCUUGACCUUGAUCUGGGCUUCGUUCCGUGGAGGCAACGUCGCGGAAUUAGGCGGCGGUCGAGUCGAUUGCUUAUUAGAUGCUUAGAUUUGCUGGUUCUGUCUCGAGGUAGUGGAAAGGCUGAUUGAAAGUAAAUUGUUGUCCUGUGCUUUGGUUGCAAUUUUGGCCUCACAGUGCCAGUUGUUACAACUCAUUAUUGAUCUCUGUGGAUUUUACUAGUUUUUCGUUGGUUUGUCGAGAAAUAGUGGAGCCAGCUUGCCAAAACUCGAUGGGUUCCAGAUUUCUAUCACAUCAACUCAGCAAUGGAUUGUAUGUUUCAGGCCAGCCUGAGCCACCAAAAGAAAAACCUCUAUCAAUGAGCUCCGCAGCCAUGCCAUAUACAGGUGGAGAUAUAAAAAAAUCAGGAGAGCUUGGAAAGAUGUUUGAUCUGCAUGUGGAGAAGUCCAGAAAAUCUGGACCUCUUAAUGUUCCUCUUAAGAGUACAUCUUUUGGAGGUGCUGCUUCCCAGUCAGGCCCUAUCAUGCCUAAUUCCUCUAGCCGGUCUAGCUAUUCUGGUUCACUCUCUUCUGCAGUUCCUGGUUCCGGUCCUUCACUAGUAACUGGAGGCUCCAACAGACAGAAGUCUAAUUCUGGGCCACUUAAACAUGGGGAAGUUGUUAAGAAGUCAUCUGGUCCUCAAUCUGGAGGGGUCAUCCCAAUGGCUCGCCAGAAUUCUGGUCCGCUUCCACCGGUGCUUCCAGCUACAGGGCUUAUCACAUCUGGGCCAAUUUCAUCUGGGCCUCUUAACUCAUCAGGUGCGCCUCGAAAAGUAUCUGGCCCUCUGGAAUCUGCUGGAUCUAUGAAGCUGCAUAGCACCUUUAUUGUUCAUAACCAGGCUGUUACGAAGCUCAGCCAGGAUGAUGGCUAUUCAUUUAGUGGGAGCUUGCCCAAACUGUUCUUGUGGUGUGUGGGUUUGUUGUUCAUAAUGGGGUUUAUUGCCGGUGGCUUCAUUCUUGGUGCUGUUCACAAUGCCAUACUUCUCAUAGUUAUUCUAGUUAUAUUUGGAGUUGUUGCUGCACUUUGUAUUUGGAAUAUUUGUUAUGGAAGGCAAGCGAUGAUAGGAUUCAUUGCUCGUUAUCCUGAUGCCGAGCUGAGAACUGCAAAAGACGGGCAAUACGUAAAAGUCUCUGGGGUUGUUACAUGUGGCAAUGUCCCUCUUGAGUCAUCAUUCCACAAGGUUCCUAGAUGUGUGUACACAUCUACUAGCUUAUAUGAAUACAGGGGCUUGGACUCGAAGACUGCCAAUUCCCAGCAUCAUCGUUUUACUUGGGGAUUGAGGUCAUUGGAGAGGAAUGUGGUCGACUUUUAUAUCUCUGAUUUCCAAUCUGGGUUAAGAGCUUUGGUAAAAACUGGUGAUGGUGCUAGGGUAACCCCAUAUGUUGAUGAGUCUAUUGUUAUUGACAUCAACUCAGAAAAGGACUUGUCUCCAGAAUAUCUCAGAUGGUUGCGGAAAAGGAACCUUUCUCACGGGGAUUGUGUGAUGCAGCUGAAAGAAGGCUACAUCAAAGAGGGCAGCACAGUUAGUGUGAUGGGGGUUGUCAAAAGGAAUGACAAUGUUCUGAUGAUAGUUCCACCUUCCGAGUCAUUUUCUACUGGGUGCCAGUGGGCUAAGUGUAUACUUCCAGCAAGCCUUGAAGGAAUUGUGUUGAGAUGUGAGAACACUUCAAAAAUUGAUGUGAUACCAGUUUAGCUGAUAAAGUAUGUUGUGAUUAAAGAAAGCUAAUUAUAUAUGUCAAGUCAACUCCAGAAUUUGUUUGUUGGUUGUUGGCAUUUGCAAUAUCCCAAAUGAUGUUGUAUGAUGGAUCUUUAGAGAUGCCGUUUACUAUUCUUGGGUUCGAUUGUACAGCUUUAUGUGUCUUUCCUUUUUGUGAAUUAAGUUUGAAUAUUUUUGUAAGGAGGAUGGCUUGAUUACCUAAGCUGAGAUCUCCAAUGAUUCUUUGAAGAAUAUUGUCACUCAUUUUUCGCC